Messenger RNA from Adelges cooleyi (spruce gall adelgid), 1713 nucleotides. Its product is annotated as sodium channel protein Nach-like. Lineage: Eukaryota; Metazoa; Arthropoda; Insecta; Hemiptera; Adelgidae. Gene Ontology annotation, cellular component: membrane. The transcript has 11 exons. The record is from RefSeq and is a predicted model, not a curated record. Bases 85 to 1635 code for a protein of 516 amino acids. Gene Ontology annotation, molecular function: ligand-gated sodium channel activity. Gene Ontology annotation, biological process: sodium ion transmembrane transport.
CAAUGUCCGUACUUUAUUCCACAGUAGUGCGUAUUUAUGUUAUAAAAAAAUAGUUAAACUUUUUAUUUUUGUGAAGUAACCAUCAUGUACUCUAAACAACACGCUUUAUGGGCUGAAUAUCGGAAACAUCGACCAAAGAAAAGUAAAAAAUGGACCGACGAUUAUUGGUUUAGAACUCACUUACAAGAAUACUGCAAAGUGACUACCUUACACGGACUCCACCACACGGCCAACAAUGAAUUCAGUAAAAUUGAACGGGUGUUCUGGGCAAUGGUCACAGUCUUUUCGUUGGGCGUAGCCGGACUGUUGGCGUACCUUCUACUCUAUCGUUUUCAAAGAAGUCCCACUAUAACGACUGUAGAGACCUACAGCUAUCCAACGUGGAAAAUACCGUUUCCUGCGGUAACUUUAUGCAACAUGAAUAGAGUUAGAAAAAGCGUCGUGAACGAAAUGUCCGAAAAACUUUCCAGAUACCAAAUUAACCGGUCUGAUACCGAAAACUAUUUCCAAAAAAUUAUCACACUGAUUACUAGACACAACGUGGAGUUCUCUGGCAGUGACCAAUUCGUAGAGCAAAGCGUGUUGAAAGAGUUCAACAACCCUAAUAGCACAAUUGAAGACAUCAUGUACAUGGUGUCGCAGCCAUGCUCAGAGCUGUUGGUUCAUUGCGGAUGGAAUGGUCUAAGAACCGACUGUGCUAAAAUGUUUCGACCUUCUAAGUCCCUUGACGGACACUGCUGCUCUUUUAAUUACAACAUUCAUGGAAAAGACCGAUUUAUUGAUCCAAAUCAAUUAAAUCCUGAAUAUAUCGCUGGCACGGGCAGAUCUGACGGUUUAUCGGUUGUCUUAAACACUAAUUCAGAAGACUAUUAUUCAGCCACAGCUCCGUACUUCGGAAUCAGAAUAUUACUUCAUUCGACGGACGUUUUCCCGGAAACUUCAUUGUUGUCUGAAGUCAUACAACCAGGAAACGGAAUGAAAAUUACCAUAAAUCCUUAUUAUGUUAAAAGUGAGGAUAAUGUUAGAAAGCUUAAGCUUUCGCAAAGGCUUUGUUUAUUCCCUGACGAGUCAAGACUGUUAACAUUAAAUGAGUAUGAUUAUCAACAGUGUAUCACCGAGUGUCGUAUUAAUAUAAUACGACAAUUUUGUAACUGUAUACCAUUCAUUUAUCCGAUUGACCUCAACUCUUCGAUCAUGUGUAAUCUAACACACGCCAAAUGUUUGCACCAAAAUUCAAUUGUAUUCAGUAAUUUGCUACCAGAUAACGCCAAUGAGAAUUCAGAAUCCAUUUGUUCGAGGUGCCUACCUGAAUGUUCAGAAGUGAUCUACACUAUGACAUCUUCUAUAGCACGACAGCCGACACACAAUUAUACGAUUAGCCCUGAAAUACCAAACAAUUAUAGUGUUCUUAGAAUUGUUUUUCAAGACAUAUCAUGCAUAAAAUAUAGAAGAGAAGCUAUGGUUACGUGGGAUACACUAGUUGCUUCAAUAGGAGGAAUAUUUGGUUUAUGCCUUGGCGGUAGCGUUUUGAGUAUUGUGGAGUUGAUCUACUAUUUCACAAUCAGGCUGUACAAAAAAAUACACGAGACUAACAAGCGACAAAAAAAAAUUGCGCCUUUACAUUUUUUAAGAUAGUACUUUCAAAGUAUUACACUUACCUAUAACGUUUAGUGUUCUAGUGUCUAAAUUUAUAAUUAGUAUCAACUUUUAUUU